AUGAGUCGACUGCUUUGGAUGCAAAGCUUAUUGCUUUUAAAUUUUAUCGCCUCAAGUUAUACUAGACCACUAGGAGCAUCGCACAGAGUUAUUCCAGUAACGACUAUCGAACAAGCAAACUACCCUCAAUACGCCUUCAGCUACGCAGUCCACGAUCCCCACACAAACGACAACAAAGCCCAGUGGGAGACGAGGAAUGGAGACGAAGUGAAUGGCGAAUAUUCCUUGCUGGACCCGGACGGGACGGUCAGGGUUGUGAAAUACAAUGCCAACGACCACAAGGGUUUCACCGCUGUUGUGAAUAAAAUAGGCGCCAGUGUACAUCCUACAAACGUCGUCUCCAACGUUCCGGUGGUUCUUAACCCAGCGCCUCCAGUCGCCGUCCAUGCCGUUCGAGACGUCCCGGUCCGAAUACCGCUUUUACCACCUCCGCCAACUAAGAUACAUAUAUCUCAUGAGGUUCCGGUGCACCCAACGAAGGUUUCCGUAACUCAGCACGUGGGACCCAGCAUAUCGUACGGGGCAGGGGGGGUAAACGUACCCGUCGGUGUGUCACACGUGGUGUACCAGAGAGGUAGUUUGCCCUGGGAUCCUCAUACCGGUUCCUUCGGUGGGUGGCGACCGUUACACGGCCCAAUAACGGACGAACCAUACGCAACGAUAAUUGCACGUAAAUAUAUUGACGGAAAUCUCCAUAAAAUUAUCACUGGGCCGAUCAAUUUGGCUGGUAAAACGUUGUAUAUAAGGAAAUCUCACCGAUAA
This is a messenger RNA of Leptosia nina, 762 nucleotides long. The record is from the annotation of a GenBank genome assembly. Lineage: Eukaryota; Metazoa; Arthropoda; Insecta; Lepidoptera; Pieridae.